AAAUUUAAAUGGGAGAUCUUGAUAGAGGAUGGAUUCCUUGGCAUGUGUUUAUACUGACUUGCCUAUACUGCCUUGUACCCUCAAUUGCACUCUACAUUGGAGGUACUUAUAUAGAUGAACCAUGGAUAUUGAUCCUGGUAAUUCAUUGGAUUAUAAUGGUAUUAAUACCCUGGAUUUUUGUGGAAGUUUUCCAUUUCUACAGAUAUGGCGAGUUCAAUUAUUUCUAUUCCUCUUUUGGAUCAUCACAAGAUUUUACAGGACUGAUUAUGGCGCUAGUCUUUGCUGGAAUUGUAGUGCUCAUUUAUUGGCUUUGCUGUGGUCCACUUGGAUAUGAUCUGAAAAGUACAGUUCAACAAUUUCCUCUUUCAGAUAAUGACUUUCUGAAGAUAUUGGAAAUUGCUUAUUUCAUCUUAAUCAAGCCACAUGUAGAGGAGUUCUUCUGGAGAAAUUACAAUUACGAAAUCUUUGGAAUCAAUGAGUUCUAUUUCUUACUUGUUUCCUUCUUUUGGGCUUUGACAUACACAGUAAUAGCACUUCUGGCAGGAGCAGAAUUGAUGUGGGCACUGAUAAUCUGUGCAAUCUUCAUUGCACUUGGAAGAUAUCUCAUUUGGGUCAGAUGGAAAUACGAAUGAUUUGCUAACUAUGCGGUGCACUGCGGAAUCUGUCUCGGUGUUAUUAUCUGCUAUUUCCUUGCAGAUGCAGGAAAAUUCUAA
Messenger RNA from Moneuplotes crassus, 713 nucleotides. NCBI's taxonomy places the organism in Eukaryota, Ciliophora, Spirotrichea, Euplotida, Euplotidae. The record is from the annotation of a GenBank genome assembly.